Ruditapes philippinarum (Manila clam) is the source of this 2396-nucleotide messenger RNA. RefSeq lists its product as uncharacterized. Bases 129 to 2396 code for a protein of 755 amino acids. The record is from RefSeq and is a predicted model, not a curated record. Gene Ontology annotation, biological process: DNA damage checkpoint signaling; DNA repair. The transcript is spliced from 12 exons. Lineage: Eukaryota; Metazoa; Mollusca; Bivalvia; Venerida; Veneridae.
UUACAUAAGCACCGUUUACAACCGCGGCAGCUACAAAUUUCUGCAAAGUUACGAUUAUUUUGCGAUUGUACUCUAUUUUAGGCCUGACAUCUUUGUAGGAAGAAGUAUUUUGAAGGUUGUACAAAUGCAUGGCAGGCAAGUCUUUGCUGCACCAGUUUGGCUGGCGUCGACGUGAAUAUAAAGUAGAGAAAGUUGCAGCUAAUUUUGCUGCACAGUCUGUAGUGAUGGAAGGCAGUUUCAGAAAACAAGGGAGUUCUGAUAAUGAGCCACCAUCAAAGAAAAGGAAGACUGAGGAUGAAUUUGAAGGAGAUGAACUAUGGGAUGACAGUAUGGAAUUUACCCAAGCUGACCUUGAUGAUAUAGAAUUGCAAGCUUCACAGGCCAUCACACACACAAAACCUGAAGCCAUUGGUUCCAUGCAUGAGUCUUCUCAUGAGGCUAGACAACCUCACCAACCAGCAGGAACUUUCCUCAAGCCUCAACUGUCCCGUUCGUCGUCGUCCUCUGCCUCGUCCAGUAUGAACGGAGGAAAUCCUUCUGUUCAUAAUGUCUCGGGCAAUUCAGUACACAAUAGUUCACAUGGCUCGUCUCAUAGCAACAGUCUGUCUCGUUCCAGUCAUUCGUCAUAUCCUGGUUCACUUACUGGAUACUCCAGCACAAGUUCCUCUAGUGUAAAGUCAGGUUCAUCAAUAGAACAUACUCGAGGCCAUUUAUCAGGAUCUUUGUCAAGGCUCAGUUCUGGUUCCCUUGAUAUUACAGGAAGUAUGUUAAGUGGAAACCAGUCAAGUGUUAUAGAAAUAAACAAGAUGAAACAAGAAUGUGCGGCCCUCAAACUUCAGGUAGAGAAGAUGAAAGAAGAAGUUUGUGUUAAAGAAGGUGAGAAUAAAUUACUGCGAGAUAACCUCACUAAGAGAGAUACAGAACUGGAUACUUUAAAAACUGAGAAAAUCAGCCAAAUACAUCAACAGAAUGUUCAACAGACUGAGAAAGAAAAGUCUAUGCAGACGGAGCUCACACGGCUUCAGACACAACUUCAGUUUAAGGAGCAGGAGGAAAGAGGACUGUCAGACAGGGUGAGAGAGUUAGAGUCUCAAUUGAGAGGUUUGCAAGCAGCUGGACCUUCUACCUCACAGGCAUUUCCAGAGUCACAGAGUGUCAGUCCAAAACCUCGAAAAAUAUUGGUAGAGGAAAGGUCACCUAAAGGUCAAUCAGGGUUUCCUUCAAAGAAAACAUUCAUGGCAGAAGAGGUUUCCCCACAGAAGAAGGUGGUGAAGGUCAUUCAACCAUCUGUAGGGGUCAAGGUCACUCAAAAUGUGGAGGUGAAGGUCAGUCAGUCUGGAGAUAACAUGGAUAGUUCACAAGGUGGAAAACAAACAAAAGCCUCAAGUAUGAAGGGAACCAGGAGGAAGUGUAGGAUAUCACUGUGUGUUGGAGGAUAUAGAUCGUCUGGUUCCCAGCUUGUAGGGCGGUUACUGAACAUAACACCAAGCUCAACAGGAAGUGUGAGUGAGCGAGGCAUUGUGGGUUUGCUAAACACUCCAUCAACUAGUGCCACCUUGUGUAAUGUUCAGUUUGACAGGGAUAAAGAUACAAGUCUGCUGUCCCCAGUCAGAGGGAGAAGGUUAUCAGACCUUCAAAGUCUUGUGUCUCAAUUUGACAAACCAGACAUGGUGAGACUGGUUCCGGUUGAUCAUUUCAGUAUGGCUGUUCAAGGACUAUCAAACCUUCUAAAACCAUGGAAUCAGUCUAAUGAAAACUCAAAAUCUGAUUGGUCAAUUCAAAAUCAAAUGAGACCAUGUGACCAGGGUGAUGCUGCAUAUUCAUUGACUAGACAGUCUGAUUUAGAAGAUGCAGUUUUAAUAUUACCACUGAUUAGUGAUUAUUUAAGACAUUACAUUGAAAUGCUUGAAUCGAUGUUCGAGACUUCUACAUCAUCUACGGGAACUAACUCUUCAAGUUCACCAGAUAGUUUUGACACCUCAUCAGAAUCUCCUACUGGAUCUUUUAGCAUGUUUCUAAAAAGUACAGCAAAUUUUGCUAAUGACUUAGAAGGUUUGACUAUAGCCUCUCUUAAGACACUGCAUACAUUGUUGUCUUGUGUUGGUGUAAGACAGAUUUUACUUGAGAUAGAUUCCAGGCAGAUACAGGUAGAUGUAGAAUGUGCUGAAAAUGAGCCAAGCAGUGAAACAGAAUUUCCAAUUAAAGAUUCCUCAUCAAAGUUCACUCACAUACCUCGGAAAUAUAUCAUCAAACUGAACAUAUUAAAAAAGGUGCUUAGAUUGUCAAACCCAGGAACCAAGGUAAAAUUACUUCAUAUAUAUGCAGUUUAUAUAUUUAUUCUAAUCAGUCACCAUGAUUGUGCUGUUGGUAGUUUUAGCUCAGGAAAACAGCAGUAA